GAGAGAGAGAGCGCGCAUUAAAGCUGCUCCUGCUUGAUAAGGAUAAGGAAGAGGAAAGGGGCGCUGGACGGCAUGGCAUCGAAAGACACCGUUGCGGGUGCUUUUCUCACCGUGAGCCGGGAAAUGACAGACAGCAUCAGACGAAUUAUCGACAAAACAUCAAUCAAGUUAGUGAGAGCUAUCAAAGUAGAGAACAAGAGUGGCAAGUCAGAAGAUCGGAUUCUGGCUCUGGCAACAUGGCGGCUGUACCUCAUGUCCCCCAAGAUACCAACCAAGGUGGAACAAACCUUCAACUUUCUGGAGAUUCGAGCAAUGAACACCCACCCAGAUAAUCAGGUUGUCAUAGAAACAGACAAGUCCACGUACUCCCUGAGGCUGCAGUCUAAUGACCACCUGGAUCAGCUGAUUGGCCACAUCAACUUUGCUCUCUCUCGGAUCUUUAACAACUCCAUCUACACUCCUUCUAUCUUCCAUGCAGAUGGAGACGUUACCGACGGAAGUCGGAAAUUCUCUCCAAGCUCAGAGAGUUCGUUGGAGACCCAAAGGGCAUGCGGGGGUUUCUCUGAGACCUAUGCAGCUCUGUGUGACUACAAUGGCAUAUCUUGUAAGGAGGAAGUGCAGUGGGAUGUGGACACCAUCUAUCACUCUCAGGACAACAGAGAGUUUAACCUGUUGGACUUCAGUCACCUUGAAAGCGGGGACCUUGCAGUGAUCGUGGCAGCCAUGGCUUAUAACUCAUGGUUCACCAAACUUUAUUGCAAGGACUUGCGCAUUAGUUCAGAGGUCGGGGAGCAGAUUUUGCACACUGUCAGUAAAUCCAGCAGCUUGGAGGAGCUCACGUUGGAAAACGCAGGUCUUAAAGCAGAUUUCCCACAGAAAAUGGCCACUGCCCUGUCAGAAAACCCAGCAUCAGCCAUACACUCCAUUAACCUGGCCCACAAUUCACUGGACAACCAAGGUGUGUCUAAUCUCAUCCAGCAGGUGUGUCGGCUGAGCAAAGGCUUACGUCUGCUUAACCUCUCCAAGACGUCGCUCUCUUCGAAGGGUGUCACAUCUCUUUCUCAGGCCCUGUGCUCCAGUGAUGACUACUCCAACUCGCUGCUUCAUCUGGAUCUGAGCAAGAACCCUGGAAUUCUGUCUGGAGAAGAUGCAACGAAUCUGUACCUGUUCCUGGCACAGCCGAACUGCCUGGUGCAUUUGGAUUUGUCAGGCACUGACUGUACUGUAGACUCGUUAUUUGGAGCUCUGCUGCGGGGAUGCUGUGCUGAUCUCUCAUACUUGAACCUCUCCAAAAACUCCUUCUCUCACAGGAAAGUGAGAGAGACGCUUCCUUCUUUCCGCCAGUUCUUCAGUUCAGCGUUCAGCCUAACUCACAUCAGUCUGGCUUCAAUGAAGAUGCCCCCCGACGUGCUAAGGGCUCUGUUCCUUGGGCUUUCAUCAAAUCCUCACAUCACUGACCUGAACCUGGACAUCAGUGGCUGUGAGCUCAGGUCUGCGGGAGCAGCAAUAAUACAGGAUCUAUUCCCCAGAGUCUCCUGCAUCAGCACACUGGACAUCUCAGACAAUGGGCUGGAUGCUGAUCUUCUGUCUGUCAUUCCUGCCUUCUCCAGACACCCAUCUCUCAAACAUCUGCUCCUGGGCAAGAACUUUAACAUCAAGGGCAGGAUUCUGGACGAGGUUCUGCAGAAACUAGUGCAACUGGUGCAGGAGGAAGAAUGUGCCCUGCAGAGCCUUUCUCUGGUCGACUCCCGGCUGCGAUCGAGGGGCACGGUGCUUGUGAACGCUCUCGGCAGCAACGCCUGCCUGAAGAAGGUGGAUCUGAGCGGGAACGGUCUGGAGGACACAGGAGCGAGGAUGCUCAGCAAAGCCUUACAGAUCAACACCAUGCUCAGAAGCGUGACGUGGGAUCGAAAUAACACAUCUGCCACGGGUUUCCAAGAUGUUGCUCGAGCCCUAGAACAUAACUUCACUUUGCAGUAUAUGCCCAUUCCACUCAGCGAUGUCACGCAGGCGUUCCGCAGCGCUCCUGAAAAGACAGAACAGGCUUUAACUAAGAUCCAGCGGGCUCUCUUGAGGAACAACCAAACGCAACGCUUCUCUCAGAAACAGGCUCUUCGGUUGCAUCAGGGCCUGGUCACCAGUACUGCAGAGCAGGUGAUGGAGCGUCUGUGUGUGCGUGUACAGCAGCAGGUGUGUGUGUUGAGAGGAACAGGUGAAGGGGAGGAGCUACAGGCUGCCAGACAGGUCCUGAAGGAGGCCAGAAAUUCUCGAGCUCUGUAUCCAUCGCUAUGUGAACUGGCUCAUGUGCUGUCAGUGGAUGGACCUGUGAGACAAAAACUGGACUCUCUGGCUGGAGAACUGGCCAAGGCUGCUGAUAAAGAACUUCAGGUAAUCGUGGACUCCAUGGUGUCUUUGUGCCGUGAGCUGUGCCCGCUUUCGUGUGCUGCCGCAGAGUGUCUCUCACCCCCUCUGUCCUCCAUCUCUGAGCGCGUGUCCAUCCCUCGAUCAUCCAUCCGCACCGCACUGAUGGAGAGAGCGGCUCAAGACAUCAACAGAGCUUUGGAGGAAGUAAAGUUGUCCGUGGUGUCCUAUCUCACCAACUCUAUAGUGGACCAGAUCUUACAGGAACUCUAUGCCACACACAAAACCCUGCUCCGGCAGGUUUCGCAGAUGCGGCGGCUGGAAGACGGCGGGACGGCCAGACGCGCUCACAGACACAUGGACAUACUGGAUGUGGUGGAGGACGACUUUGGCAUCAGCAUAGACACAAUCGCCAUUAAGAAACGCAGCUCCAGGACCAGACGCAUCCGUCCCGUGUCCAACAGACUCAGUCUAGGUGAGGACCCUAACUCCUCACCUUUAGUGUCCACGCCUCAGACAUCCGCCCCCAUCUCACGCUCGGCAUCAUGGGAAGGUCUGUCCACACUGCCUACCCAGGGCUUACCUCUGCGUCAUGUGACCCACGUCAGACCCCGCCCACCACGGAAACACAGGACAGCACAUACAUCUUUUGAGGCACAAUGCUCCGAGAAUGGAGGAGUAUCUCUAUUGGAGGAUGGACUGCCUGAUUUCUACACCAAGAGAGUUUUAGCAGACAGUCAGCUGUCCUCUCACCAUCACGCUCAGGCUCUGAGAAGAAAGAAGAGACGCAGCGUGCUGUCCAUAUUUUCAGGAUUCAGGAAGAACCGAAAUUCUACCUUAUCCUAUCAAGAGCCAGACCCUGCAGGAAGGGGCGGGGCCUGCGGGGAUGAAUGUCGCACUAAUAUUGCAACUGAGAAUGUGUACUCCCUGAUUCAGCACCCUAAGGAUCGUGGGAGAUUAGACCCUGAGGGCACCAAUGGGAGGCUGGGGCAGAGCGUCCAGAGGACCCCUCAGCUGUCAGGACGGUCCAUACAGGGCAUACCCCUGCCUGGAAUGACGGGAAUGAGUCCUUCCUGCUUUUCACAGAGACAGUCGCCUGAUUACAGCGAGGUGUUUGGCUCUUCUGAAGAGUUCGGCUACCCAGAACAUGAACUGGACCGACAUUCAGAUAUUGUGGUUAAAGGCCACACACCUUCAACAGACAGACAGACUGAAUCAAGGAGACAGGAGUCACAAUCAGACAGCCAGAGAAAAUCAGAGAAUGUAACCGACCCUCAGCUGGUGGAAACUAGAAAGAGACCCGAGCCGCGGCCACAGAGCUCUAAACCGAGCCUGGCUAAAACACGACAGCGACAUCUGGAGGAGAGUUAUGAUAAUUCCACUGACGAUUCUGGAGAGCUCAGAGAGAGAGAUGAGGAAAACAAGGAGCGAAGAUGUGUGGACCAGAAAGACCAAAAACCACAGGGACAAACCUCACCCAUUCCUGAAAAGCCAUGUUAUUAUUCACCCCACACGUCUCCCAUUGGCUCCCCACCACAUGACGUGGCCAAUGAGAACAAGGCACCACCUGCUCCAUCCAUAUCUGCUAAGCCUGUGCUUCAUUCUGCUUCUAUAGAUUCUGCUGUACUUCAAGGUGAGGAAUUCAAGAGCAGCCUUGCAGGUCCCACGAAGCCACACCGAAACAGGAAAGCAAACUCAUGUGACACAGGUAUGGAACGGGAUAUCCGCUGUGAUCUGGAAAGAUCUUCAGAUCGCAAACCCCCCGUGAAAAAACCCAGACUCCCUCCAAAGCGAAAUAAAUCUUUGGAUUUCCCCGGUCAUCAGAGUUCAGAGCCAAGCAACACCGAAGCAUCAUGACAACCAUUGGAGCCAAAGCUGUGUGAAGACAGAGAGUCAUUGUGAUGCUGAGAGGCAGACAGAAAGAUGUGAUCAACAUUAUAACCUGCACCUCAAUGAAAAUUCAUAGACUCUUCCUUUCAGCUGUCAAUCGAUUUCAUAUUGUCAUUUCACAUACACACACAAACACACACACACAUAUUCAACAUGUUCUUGCUUAAGUGACCUGUUUUGCUUUCUUGCUUUAUUUUAUCCAUUCUUACUUAACCAUUGUUAACAUUCUGCACUUAACUGUCAUUCCUUUUUUCCUUUAUUUCACUCUCUCUCUGAGUCUGCUGACAAUCCUUGACAUUAAAGAACUUUUGCUAUUUAUCUUCAAAUUAUUAGAAUGAUAUUUUGUAAAGUAUAAUAUAUAAACAGAACAAGUAUUUGCACUAAUCAGCGCUUGAAUUCCAUUCGGUGGAAGUUAUUUCCCCUCACGUUCAGCAUUAACGUGCAAAGUUUUGCAGUGUAUGACUAACCUAUUCUUAUUGUUUUCAUUAGCAGUAUUACUGUUGUCUUAAUCUGCAUUGUUUAUGCAACUGGAUAAAUGUUUAAAAGUUAGCUGGCCCUAAAUGAGCUUUAUUUUCUACUAAAUGUGAUUGAUUGAAUUAAUAAAAACAGAAUAUUA
Molecule: messenger RNA, 4867 nt
Organism: Triplophysa rosa
Lineage: Eukaryota; Metazoa; Chordata; Actinopteri; Cypriniformes; Nemacheilidae
Gene: carmil3
Product: capping protein regulator and myosin 1 linker 3
Exons: 40
Coding region: 73-4218 (1381 amino acids)
Biological process (GO): cell migration; regulation of Arp2/3 complex-mediated actin nucleation
Cellular component (GO): lamellipodium; plasma membrane
Source: RefSeq, a predicted model, not a curated record